Messenger RNA from Homarus americanus (American lobster), 3431 nucleotides. Its product is annotated as zinc finger protein 300-like. NCBI's taxonomy places the organism in Eukaryota, Metazoa, Arthropoda, Malacostraca, Decapoda, Nephropidae. The transcript is spliced from 2 exons. The record is from RefSeq and is a predicted model, not a curated record. The coding region runs from base 159 to 1346 and encodes 395 amino acids.
CUCACCACAACACAGUUCACAAUCCGAAUGUUUACUCCUGAUCUGUCGCCUUCAUGUCUCAUCACGAGUUGCUGAUGACAUGAGAACCCUUGGGAAAUAUUACAAGACCCCAAGUGAACACUAAAAGCAUCAGAAAAGCUGGAGCACACACCAUCUUAAUGGCUCAUGAUAUCCACCAAGGGACGAUUGCUAGGGAUGAAUACAUUUUGCCACAAGGAGUGUUACCUGAUACGUUAGGCCGUGGGGCUGUGGAACGUGAAGCUGCCAUGACUAACUGUAACUUGACGGCCAUUACUCAUGUAAUCCAGAAAAGACCCUUUCAGUCUCCAUUGGAGGUCAGAGACGUUAAGAAACCAAGAUCUAAAGCUCUCCAAUUUAUUUGCUGCAUGCCAGAGUGUGCAGAGAAGUUCAACAGCCGUGAGCACCUUGAAACUCACAUGAAAUUACAUCUAGGUGUCAAACCAUUCACCUGUGAUGUGUGUGGCAAGGUUUGUCAAACAGAGAGCAAACUCAAAACUCACCAAGCAUCUCAUGCUAAUGAUGGAUUCAAACCUAAAUGUGAUAUUUGUGAAAGGAGCUUUUCGAGUCGCAGUGCAUUAAACAAGCAUAAAAAGAUGUUACACAAGCCUAAACCCCACGUUUGUCUGCACUGCAACUCGGGAUUUGAAGAACGCAAGUACAUGGUCAUCCACGCUAAAAGAGCCCAUGAUGUAGAUCUGCCACUAGAGGUGAAAGAGUUACAGCCUCCCACUUCAGCAGUAAAUUUUGAGGUGAAUAACUUUAAUUCAAGUACAAGUGCAAAUGACUGCAAAAAUUUCUUCAAAGGAAGUUUUUGUGAACCUAUUACUGUAAACCUACAGACGCUGUCUGCUCCUCCAAAUCAAUCCUUUGAUCCACCAAAAGAACAUUCACAGUCUGACUCAACAAUGUUGCAAAAGAAAACAGAUAUUUCUGGUGCUCCCGCUGUCUGUGUUCCGAUUAAUUGUGAACUUUGCACAUCAACUUUUCCUUCUAUGGCAUACUUAGAGCAGCACAUGGCAGUUCAUUUAGGGGAGAAAACUUUCAUUUGCCACAAUUGUGGGAUCAGUUUCUCAAAUCGCCAUGAUCUGAGUAACCACAUGAAGCUCCACACCUCGGACAGUGAUAGCGCAAACUUUAUAACAACAAACUUUAGCACUGGUAGCUUCAGUCAGUUUGUCCCUCUGCCUACACAACCUGGGCCUACGAGAGGCCCACAGAUAUUUGAUAAAUAUAUUUGUGUUGUUUGUAAUGAACAGUUUUUAAAUCUUGGGAGUCUUAAACGACACCAAGCAAAAGGACACAACACGGCUGUGUUGAGCAUCUGAUGUAUGCUUUGUUAUAAUGCAAUUUAUAUUAUUGCUUAUAUAUGUAUUAAUAUAGUUUACAAAAGUAGUAAUGCAGCUGUUGAUUCUUAAAAAAGAAUCUAUACUGUAAAUGAGAUUACUAUAAUAAUAAGUUCCUAUUUGUGUAUAAUGGAGCAGCUACCUAGUUAAUAUUGCAUGUACUGUAAGAUAUUAUAAAAAAAUUCAGAUUGUUUACACGCAAAUGCUUUCAGCUGAGUACAUCAGUUUUAACGAUGUGCAAUGUUGCUUUGCUUUCCAUUACUGUAUGUAUAUCAGUGCCUGUUUAUGUUAAUUGAUUCUACAUGUGAUAUAAAUAUUUCACCUAGAUAUAUGUGUGUGUGCUACGAGUUAUUUUAUAACCAUUUUCCCAAAGUACUUUUACUUAUACCAUUGCAGAUCAGUUAGGAAUUGUAUUAUUUUUAAAAAACAUAACCCCCUUUUUUUGAUUUUGAAGUACCCUGUACAGAAAUAUUUUAUUUUGUUGAUAUUUUUGCUCUAUUUACUUUGAGUACCAUUAUAUGAAAGGUUGAGCAACAUACAGGUAUCCCUUGUUUAGUAUUAAAUCACCUAACGUUAAUUCGGGUUAGUGAUUUUUUUUUUUAACUCCCUUUCUCACUUAACGUUAGGUCAAAAUUUGGUUUUGUGAUAGCUUGACUCACUGGGAGGUGGAAAAACUGGGGAUGACAUGGCCUGUGAGAUGGCAUGUUACCAUUGUUGCAUGUAAUGAAACUAUAAAAGUUGUGGAAAAUCAUUACAAUACAGCACAGUACUCAAAUGGCUAAGAAAUACAGAAUUUACAGAAUAAUAGUACUGUAUAAUAUAAAACUAUAAGAUAAGAUAAUUGAAAAGCUUGGGUGUGUAUGUGUGUGAAGUGAAAGUAUGUGUGCAGCCAAGUUAUUCAGAGAAAUUAAGAACUAAACAGACUGUGAAGAGCAGCAGAAAGAUCUCUCUUAGAUUCAAAAGUGGUUGAAGAAAUGGCUGCUAACAUUCAAUGACAAGAGUUGUAAGAGGAUGCACCUCGGUCAUACCAACAGUGAGGAGGUGUAUCACAUGUCCCAAUGGGAGGAAGAAAUAGCAUUAAUAGAGACCGAAUGAGAAAAGGACCUGGGUGUGUGUGUGUGUUGACAACGAACUAAAGUUCUCGGGCCAUUGUGAGAAGAAGGUAAAUCAAGCAACUGAACUAUUAUAGUAGGUCUUAUAAGGUCGUUCAGAUAUCAAGGAGGUCCGUUCCCUCGUCACGAUCUUUGAGUGCAGUGCUUCCUCGUCUGGAGUACUGUCACCCCGUCUGGUCCCCAAAAUAUGUUAGAUACUGUCAGUUAAUUGAAAAUGUCCAAAGGAGGGCCACCAGACUGGUGCCUGCACUUUGGCACCUCAGUUAACCAGAGAUUAGAAUGCCUGCCACUGCCUAGCUUAUACUAAAGAUGGGCAAGGAAUGACCAAAUUCAAGUUUGUACUUGAAUUAGGGUACUACUCAGUUGAGUUCAUACCUGGAGCUGGCAGACACCCACCCCAUUAGAGUUCACAGCUCAAGGUUGAAGAACCUACAAAUCUAGAAAACUGUGAGGGCAAACUUAUUCGUAGUGAGAAUCAUAACCUUAGAACAAUCUGUCAGAGUCAUGGCACUGUGUGAUCUCUUUCAAACCAGACUUGACCAACACUGGAGCUGGUACAGAUACAUUCAGGAAUCAGUGCAUGCCCAGUGCUUGCCAACAAUGCAUAACAGAGACGUGACCAACCAGCGAAGAGGAUAAAAGUAAAAGUAAAUUAAAAAACAAUGUCAUGCCUCAAUAAUUUCUUUCAAUGAUAUAUGCUAGAUAUGACAAAACAAGUGGCCUCUGCAGUUAAUAGGUGAUACAGGAUAUCCAGUUACACAAAUCAUUACCACAGAAAAUUCACUUAGCUGUGUCACAGUGGAAAAGAACUACAGGUGCUCCAAGUAAAUUAAGUGGCAAUGGUAUAGUAUUUAUAUAAUAGUCAAGCUUUAAAUCAUUACAGCAGCAAAUUUAACUUCUUUUAUUAAUAGUAGAUGGGGUGGCAUCAAAAGCCAUGAGGGACCAAAUAAAAAGA